This is a messenger RNA of Chrysemys picta bellii (western painted turtle), 1815 nucleotides long. RefSeq names its product leucine-rich repeat-containing protein 25. Lineage: Eukaryota; Metazoa; Chordata; Testudines; Emydidae. Gene Ontology annotation, molecular function: protein binding. The record is from RefSeq and is a predicted model, not a curated record.
AUGCACCAGGAGUCGCUGCAGCAUCCUCUCGCCGGUGGGGGAGCCUGGCUGGAGCAGGCCUGCCUGGGGCAUGGAGCAGUUAGGACUGAAGGAGUGUUCUCCUCCCCCCAUCUCUGUCCUGCUGCAACACCCCCCAUUUACAGCCUGCUUGUGUCUUGCUUCCCGGCUAGGAAGAUGCUGGCACUCCUGGCAGCCCUGCUCCUCCUGCACAGCGUGCCGUCCAGCUGGGCGUGUUACUUGAAAUCUCCAAAUUCAAGCUUCAGCGUGGACCAGGAGUGGUCGGAAUUCAGUAGCAAGACUUCCCUGAACCUCAGCAACCUUGCCAUCAAGGAAAUCAAUGGCUCUGCCCAGGUGGGGGGGUCGGUCGAGAUGCUGGAUCUGUCCUGUAACUACCUGCAGAGUCUUCCCCGGGAUUUCCUCUCCCAGGCACGCGCUCUCGAGCGGCUCUACCUGCACCACAACGAGCUGUCGGAGCUGCCCAUGGAGUUCUUCAAGAACGCCACCAACCUGCAGAGCCUGGUCGUGGACUGCAAGUGCGACGUUGUGGGGAGCGUGGUCAACUACUGCAGUAGCUCCAACAGCACCUGCCAUUGCCGCUCAGAGGAGGGAAUCUUCAACGUCACCGAGUUCAACACGCAGAAGUGCCAGCCUCUUUGCACGCCGCUCUGCGUGGCCAUCACCAGCUCAGUGCUGGCCGUGCUGCUGCUGGUGGGGGGCCUGGGCGUGGGCUUGUUCCUGCUCAGGAAGAGGAGACAGGCCUCUGUCAUCCACAGCAAGCGGGAAUCCACCACAUCCAUCACCCACGGCCAGCCGCGCUACAUCAGCCGCAACGCAGAGAUGGGCCCCGGCCAGGCCAGCGACUAUGAAAAUGUCUUCAUUGGCCACUCCCAGCCAGUAGGGCAAUACGAGUGUCUGGAGAGAAAGGGACCACAGUACAGAGUCCAGCAGCCGGUGGCCGAGGAGUGUUACAUGGAGAGCGACGCCUGCGGAGACCAGCCCGUUUAUGCCAACACCCAGCAGCUGUACAGCAGCAGUUUCCCCGACCCCAGUGACGCCGAGGAGGUGUACAUCGUCCCGGACAAAUGAGCCCUCCGCCCGGAGACACCCAGCCCCGGCCGUCUCUGGGGAGCGGGCUCAGGCCGCGGGGGGGCCACAGUCCCAUUCAGGAGCUGUGACCACGUGUCACGCCCCGGGGAGGGGACUGCUGGGGAUCCCAAUUAAAGCAAAAUCACCUGGCAAUUGCUUCUCCCCCCCCCCGGGUAUUACCCUGCAGCCAGCCCCAGUGCAGCCCCACUGGAAUGCAGACAGCUCAGGUUUCCCCUGGGGGGGCUGGAAUUUCCCUUUCCCCAUUGAGAGGGAGAGCCCCCCCCCCCGGGGCGGGGGAGGGGAUCCUACCCCUGCAUCAGGCUGCAGAUUCCUCCAGAAAUAGAUCCCGCUUCUCCUGCCAACGUGCCUGGUUCUGCGCCAGGCUGGCUGAGCCGCGGCUGGGACCCAAACACCACGUGGUUUCCUCUGCACCUGGGAACUGCGGGGGGGAGACGGCACACGGCCACCCCACGGAGCAGCCCAGCGGACCCCUCGAGGGACACAGGAAGGGCACGGGCAGGACAGAGCCGAUUCCCAGAGGAAGUGGGGCCUCACUGGAAAGGAGGGACCCGGAGCGCUGGGGCUCCAGGAAUCGAGGGAGAUGUGCCCGAGCAGGGCUCAAGGCAGCCAGGCCAUGGUGUGUCGUGGGGAUUCCUGGGGUGGGGGACCUGCCUGCCCCGGGUGCCUUUGCUGUCUGCACCAAGCUCAAUAAAGAGAUUGUAGCCAGGA